AUGACAAAAAUAGAUGGAAAUAUCUCAUCCAAAGUAUCUAACACAAGAUUAAAGAAGAAUGAGGAGGAUAUGCUCAGUAUACUGAAGGCUAUAUCCAUAGCCUUAUACAAACUUCAGAGAAAUUGCUGCUAUAUUGCUGAUGGUGUCAAAAUCUGGAAGGCACUUCAAAAGAUGUUGACAAAAGAAAUACCUCAUCAAAAAGUUAAAUGGCAGACAAAGAAGCAAAUGGCUCAAGCACUAACUCCACUUAAUUUUCUUGCAAAUAUUCUUAACCACAGAAAUAAAGCGGCAGCAGCAGCCCGGUGGGUCCCUCACAGCAGGCAGCUGCCUUUUUGUUCCACCUGGAGCCAGGGCACACAAGCUAACUUUUCUGAGCAAGUAGUCGAAAGCUUUCCAUCUGAUAUCUCUACUGGUAUAUACUAUGGAUGGGCCUGUGUUGGGAAUGGAGAUGUGCAUAAAAUGGUUUUGAGCAUAGGCUGGAACCCGUAUUAUAAGAACGUAAAGAAAUCAGUGGAAACACACAUAAUCCACAUAUUCAAAGAAGAUUUUUAUGGUGAAAUUCUUAGUAUAGUCAUUGUUGGGUACAUUAGACCAGAAAAAAACUUUGAUUCCUUAGAUGCACUUAUUUCAGCAAUUCAAGACGACAUUGAAGAGGCUAAGAGAAAACUAGAUUUACCAGAACACCUGAAACUCAAAGAAGACAACUUUUUCCACAUGCCGGAAAGCAAACUAGUUAAUGGCCAUUAAACAAGGUCAUCUGUACACUUAUUUUUAUUGUACUUUUGUCUUUGUUCUGCUCUCAUUAGUAUUCAGCUGUUGUAUCUGGUUAGUUAAGUGAAAUCUGUGUGUGAACAAAAUACUGUAAAACAGUACAGCUAUGUUCGGCUUUUUUGCUUGAAUGAAUGUAUUAAUGUUGGGUUCUUCUAAAAAACCCAACAUUGAUUCAGUAUGUUGAAAAUUUUUCACAGGUCUAAUGACCUGCAACACAAAACCAAAGCUACUAGUAUCUUUUUGUCCUUUAAUGGUGUGUACAUAUUCGCUACAAACAAAUGACAUAUGAAGGCAUUUGUUUGUCAUUAGAUUAGAGUGGACAGUUAUUCCUGUUUUCUAAUUAUUUUUACACUUAUAUCUGGUCUUCAGUCUCUUAAUUUACACAAUACCAACAGUGACCAUUCUAGAAGUUUGUCUGUGAUGCAGAAAAUAUCUGUAGCAAGAAUAACAUAUUAUAGCAUCUAUAUUUUUUAUAUAUUUUAGUAGGCAUAUUUUACACUUGAAACUGGCAUUUUAAUUGAAAUUAUUUAUUAUAAUUUUAUUUGAAGAAAUUAUCACUGGAGUAAAAUAAUUGCACUGUCUUCCAUUUUAAUGACAUAGCUCCUAUUUUGACGGUUACCUGAACCCUAAAAUGGAUGUUUUAGUUUAUUUAAAAAACACAUACACAUCCCAUCAUGACAAAUUAUGGGCUGAUUAUUUUCAUUUUGGAAUAACAUUAAACAACACUAGAUCUAGGUUACUAAAUUUAACUCUGUGUAAUUCUGGAAUUGUAAAGGUGAUUGAAAACUAUCCUUAGUUCAAAAAAUCCUCAAAUGAUGCAGUCAGUAUAACAAGACCUGUGGCUUUAUAGCCCCUAGAAUGGGAGAGGGAACGCAGACUAGCUAAGUAGCUAUUGACAGCUGCUUCAGUGAUGUUUGAGGGACUGUUACAGCAACAGAGGCUUCUCUUUAAGUUAUGUUAUGGACAAAACCAACCCCAGUUGACUUGAAGACUGGAUAAGUGAAGCCAUUUUUAUGCCCUACAAGUUCCUUCUUGAGUCCAACUUCAAGCAGAUUCUAUAAACAUGGGGCUCCUUGUUCCUAAUCUGUGGUUCCAAAUCAUUUCUUUUCUUACAAGUAUGUGCUUUUGACCCUUCUUUCUGGAUUGUAAAGCUGGGGCUUCUUCGCUCCUGAUCCUGGGCAGUUCCUUGGGUGUAGAACAAGGGUGGGCAAAAUAUGGCCCACCAAACAUUUGGAUCUGGCCCACUGAGGCACAACAGGAUCCUUGGGCAGGCUCCCUGCCAGCUACAGCCCCACAUACCACUUAAAGCAUCUUGGUUCUAGGGCUAGUGUGCGAGUCUUCUCCCUUGGGCAGAGAAGAGUUUCAGCACUCUGCCCCUGCCUCCAGCACCAUUUUUGCAGCUUCCCAUUAGCCAGAAACCAACUGAUGGAAGCGUAAAGGGCAGUGCUUACAGGCUGGAAGCCACCUACGUUAAGCCAAAGCCUACACCUGAGCACCUCACUCCCUCUAUUGCCCAACACCUUGGCCCGGGUCACAACCUCUUCCUGCACCCAAUUCCUGUGCACCUCUGGCCCAGCUCAGAACCCACACCCCAAUCCCAGCGCAGAGCUCCUUCCUGUAUGCAAACUCGGUCCCAAACUCCAUAUCCACUACAUUAAUAUAAUAGAAAAUUGUGGCCCCUGCCCACAUACCAAAUUCUCGGAGUGCCCCUCCUUGAAAAUUAUUACCUGCCGGCCUGGAAUGAUAUAAGCUAGUGUGUUGGGGACCUGCAAGAUCUAACUGUCAUCCAGCACUGUCUUGUAUCCUGAAUCUUUGCAGUGCUAUAAACCUGAUACCCCUAAGAUGCCUUUCAUUUCAGAGCUUAUACAGUCCUCAGAAGUCAGACUUAGAGCUGUCUUCCUCAGUUUCUAGGUUCACUUUAUGCUACUCUGGCUCUCUCACAAAAUGUAAAGAGACCAGAGCAGUUAGCGGCUUUUGUCAUGAGAAUCAAGUUCAAGUAUUUGAUUUGCAUAUCACCAAUUAGAGAUCUUGCAACAGAAACUUAAUGGGCAUGUUAAUAUGAAUGAGAAAAAAGAAUCUAAAUCAGUUGAGGAGGAAGGAAUGAUUACAUAACCACUUUUCAGAGUAAAUUGCACUGAAAAGCUGAUACUGAUAUCUUUUCAGAGUGCACAUUAAAUAUUUUUGUCAUACCUGCUUCCAGAGAAGUUUCACAAUUUCUCAUUUGUCUGUUGUUCAAACUUGGGGGAAAACUUAUCCUAUGUAGUUGAAAAUGUUGUUUUAAAAGAAUGGUUAAUAUGAGUGACAUUUUACUAUAUGACUCAGUGUAAACUGUCUUUUUUACACUCUGCACAAUAAUCCAGACCACUCAGUCAGAAGGUAGGGUGACUGAUAAAAACUUUAAUUGAGAUGAAGGAAUGAUUUUCUUCUUGCAUAAAGAUAUCCAGUUAAUUCUGGUAUUUCACAGUUCCCCCUCCCACCUCCUUUUCUCGUUGGGGGAAACAAAGUAGCAGUUAUACUAUUAAGAAAAUGAAGGGUUGUAUUGAAAAAAUAAAUCUGUUAAAUAUAGAGUUUUGAAACUGAACAAUUGUGGCAUUUAUAAACUUUUUGCCAAUGAUUUUGUGUCAAUUGAAGAAUUGCUUACCAUUUUAGGAAAUUAAGGUGCCUUAAGACAUUUGAGUACAAUUGUUCGUAAUGUCCAAGGAUCAUUUCAUAACGUAUAACCAUUGCACUGAGAAGGGAGAAUUCGAACUGCCAAUCAUGUAAGACAACUAAAGUUAGACAGAAGUAUAGUUACAGUGAGCUGGUUUAUAUAGAGUAAUAUAUAGGAGCAUAAAUGUCUCAAGUAUCUGCACUUGUGUGUUAUAUACUUGCUGGGUCAGUUAUUUAAGUUUUGAUACAACUUAGUACAACAGAAGAUUUAUGAACAGUUAUUUUUGUACUGUAUACUAAUGUCAAAGUACAAAUCUUACAUUAGCUUAUUCUGUUAAAAUAUCUGGACUAACUGUAAAAAAAAAAAA
Messenger RNA from Pelodiscus sinensis (Chinese soft-shelled turtle), 3788 nucleotides. The record is from RefSeq and is a predicted model, not a curated record. NCBI's taxonomy places the organism in Eukaryota, Metazoa, Chordata, Testudines, Trionychidae.